AUGUAUACGGGAAAAGAUAAUGUUUGGACAGGAAAAGAUAUCUUGCGUGAGGGUGUUUGGUGCCUUCGGGAUAUCAACACCCCAGAAUAUCAAAGGCUAAAAGAGAUUUCGCAAAGUGAGACUGGCAAAGAAACACGUCAGGUAUAUGGUCUCUACGUAGUAUACUUCUAUUCAGCAGUGGUAUUUCUAUUUUUGAUUAAAAGGUCAAUCUACUAUCUUCUGGAUGCUUCAUCGGGACUCGGGAUAAAAAGAAAAUAUUUUGGUGAAAGGUAUUAUUUCAAGCUACUUGCGUUGACCAGAUGGAUUGGAUACAGGAAAAUUCCACUGCUAUUCUGCAAUGCCUUUCAAUUACCGUCAUCGUUGGGUAGCAUUUUAUUGAUAAUGGUCACAUGCGUGUAUAUGUUAUGUCACGCAUUCAUUCCAAAUACCUGGUACAGACAAUGUAUGGGUUUUGGUCUACCCCCACUGGCAGUAAGGGGGGCAUUAGAAUCCACUGCUUUAUUCCCGAUUAUUAUCAUUUUAUCAGGAAAGACCAACAUAAUAUCACAGGUAACUAAUAUUUCAUAUGAUAAGCUCAAUGCGUUUCAUAGGUGGACAUCCAUUAUGUGCUUUUUAUUUGCAUGGAUACAUGCUAUCCCCUAUUACUAUCAAUCAUAUAGAGAAGGCGGAUUAGAGUUGGUUGCAUUUAACCAAAAGACAGAUAAAUACUUUCAAAAUGGCAUUCCCCCAAUUAUCUUUUUGACACUCAUUACUGUAUUUUCCCACUCUUUUUUUCGAACCUUAUUUUAUGAAAUAUGGCUUAAACUUCAUUGGAUUUUUGCAUUGGGUAUGUAUAUUUCAUUAUUUAUUCAUAUUUGCUCCACCGUCAAUACCUGGAAAUACCUAGUUGCGACUGUUGUUUUUUGGUUAACGCAAUUGUUUUGGCAAACAAUAAGAAAGGGGAUGUGGAAAUUCAACCAAAUACCUUUUAAACCUAGUAAAUGUCAGAUGAGGAAGUUUUUACCAACACAAGAUAACGAUGUUUUUGAAAUUAUCGUUGAGAACAACAAUAAUUUUACUUGGUCCCCUGGACAACAUUGUUUUAUUAAGCUCCUUAAAUUAAAGGCUCUAGAGAGGCAUCCCUUUUCAAUUGUUUCGUGUUAUGACUCUGCGGGAAGUAAAGAUAUAAAGCUAAUUGUAAAGGCCUGCGGGUCUGCUGGCUUCACUAGGGUUUUGUACAACAAGAUUCCGGAAACUGGAUACGCCGAUUUCGAUAUUUUUAUUGAUGGUCCUUAUGGGGGGUGCCCACGACCAGUUGAAGCGUUUGAAUCUAUCUUUCUAAUUGCCACAGGCACUGGUAUUUCGGCGAUUUUACCCUUUUUAACCCAAGCUUGCCAAACUAUCAAGGAAAAUAAAGGAGCCCUCAAAUUUGUAAGAUUAUAUUGGGUUAUUAGAAACUUAGAAAACGUUGAAUGGAUAUUACCCGAACUAAGUUAUGUUGUCAACAGCUAUACUUAUUUGUUAGCGGCACAUAUAAUCGAAAUCAAUAUAUUUGCAAAAGAAGGUAUUAUUGAUGUUGAGAGGAACAUAUUAAAAACCCUAAAGUCAGAAAUUGUUACCUCUUCGUCCGAGGCAGAAUCAAAGGGUAAUUCUUCAUCCAGUAUCUCAUUCUGUAGCGAUUUUGUCAAUAUUCAUUAUUUCAAGCCCAGUGGAAGUGAAUUAAUCAAAAAGGCAAAGGAAGAAUUAUGUUCAAAGAAUAUCUUUCUAGUUUCAGGAUCUGAUUCUAUGAAAAAGCAAGUUUCUAAUUCUGUUGCGGAUUUACAAUCGCAGGUUUUUAAAAGCUCUGAAAUAUCAGAGAUUUAUCUACAUACCGAGUCUUUUGGUUUGUAA
Messenger RNA from Pichia kudriavzevii, 1869 nucleotides. RefSeq lists its product as uncharacterized. Gene Ontology annotation, biological process: iron ion transport; intracellular iron ion homeostasis; copper ion import. Gene Ontology annotation, molecular function: ferric-chelate reductase activity. The transcript has a single exon. The record is from RefSeq and is a predicted model, not a curated record. Gene Ontology annotation, cellular component: plasma membrane. Bases 1 to 1869 code for a protein of 622 amino acids. Lineage: Eukaryota; Fungi; Ascomycota; Pichiomycetes; Pichiales; Pichiaceae.